This is a messenger RNA of Engraulis encrasicolus (European anchovy), 1851 nucleotides long. Its product is annotated as beta-1,3-galactosyl-O-glycosyl-glycoprotein beta-1,6-N-acetylglucosaminyltransferase 3-like. The transcript has a single exon. NCBI's taxonomy places the organism in Eukaryota, Metazoa, Chordata, Actinopteri, Clupeiformes, Engraulidae. Gene Ontology annotation, cellular component: membrane. Bases 452 to 1786 code for a protein of 444 amino acids. Gene Ontology annotation, molecular function: acetylglucosaminyltransferase activity. The record is from RefSeq and is a predicted model, not a curated record.
CCCUGAGGCCAACCAAUGAUGUCAGCGAAUCUGAUUCCAAGACCUGUUGAUCCAGAUUGUUUUGCAAUUUCGGUUUGGAUGCUUUUUUUGCCUUCAACCAACUAUAGAGGAAAAUGCAGUCAUGCAAACCAAUCCAACUGAUCCGGAAUGUCGUUGCACAGGUAGUUAUGAAGAGGGCAUAUUCAUAUGUGCAUAAUGGGUCGGUGUCACACAUCCUCCUCCUCCUACAGCACCACAUCAUUACGCACGGGACAGAGGACAAAGUCAUGUGUCAAAUUGACGCAAUACCUGCGUCACUUCAGAAUCACAUCUCAGUCCCAGCGCAGUGCUGCUUCUAGGCUCCUGCUGCGGAAGACUGAAAAUAAGUCUUCAAUAAAGUUCAACACAGAAGAAGCUGAAGGGGACAAUUUAUCCUUUCAAAUUGGUUAUCCACUGGGGACACCGAGAGAGCAUGUGUGGCCUUGUGGCAAAGUGUCCUAGCAGAGGAUACCUCUCGCCCACAGCAGUGAUAGUCAUUGCAAUUGUCAUGGUCAUGUUGACUUUUCUCUCAUGGAGUCCCUGCUCGGAGGGCCAAGCUCCGGAGAGGGCUCCUUUGAAACGACUGGAGUUCCCCAGCAGGGACCUAGCGGAACAAGAGGCAUGCCUGGCGAUCAUUAGAGGAGAGGUUUCUGAGGAGGAUCUCAGAGGCCAGCCUGCACAGAACACGUUGCCCGAGUCUUUCUAUCUCAAUGCGACGCGCGACUGUGGCACUUUCAUCGCAGACAGGGGAUAUUAUACCUCGGAUUUGCUAUUCAGCGAUGAGGAGAGGAACUUCCCCAUCGCCUACUCCAUGGUGAUCCAUGAGAAGAUCGAGAUGUUUGAGCGGCUCCUCAGGGCCAUCUACGCCCCGCAGAAUGUGUACUGCGUGCACGUGGACAGGAAGUCCCCGGCGCACUUCCUGAAGGCGGUGGAAGGCAUCGCUUCUUGUUUUCCGAACGUGUUUUUGGCGAGUAAACAGGAGUCGGUCGUGUACGCUUCGUGGUUGCGAGUCCAAGCGGACCUGAACUGCAUGGACGACCUGCUGGCGUCACCAGUCAAGUGGAAAUACCUCCUCAACACCUGUGAGGCGGACUUGCCUCUCAAAACAAACUUGGAAAUGGUGUGGUCCUUGAAGACGCUGAAUGGAAAAAACAACUUGGAAUCCAUACCCCCUAACAGGAACAAGACAGCUCGUUGGUUGUACCACUACAGCAUCAAUGGGUCCCGCAUGGUCGUCAUGAGACAUAUCAGAAAAGACCCCCCGCCCAUCAGCACUCCCAUGUUUGUUGGCAGUGCUUACUUUGUUUUGUCGAGAGCGUUUGUUGAGCAUGCGCGCACACGCUCAGACGUCGGAGCUUUCCUGGAAUGGGCGAAAGACACCUACAGUCCAGAUGAGCACAUUUGGGCUACACUGCAGCGUUCUCCCAGCAUGCCCGGGACCAACACCCCCCACCAGAGGUAUGACACUGAGGACAUGAUUGCCAUGGCUCGCCUGGUCAAGUGGAACUUUUUGUCGGGAGAUGUGUACAACGGAGCGGCCUAUGUACACUGUGACAGUAUGCAUUAUAAGCGGGGAGUGUGCAUGUAUGGCAUCCGGGAUCUGCGGUGGAUGCUGGGGCAACAUCAUCUGUUUGCCAACAAAUUUGACCCAGAGGUCGAUGAUACUGUCAUCAAGUGCUUGGAACAUUACUUGCAUUUUAAGGCAACUGGUCACAAUGCAAUGUUGUCAUUUACAAAAAAUGACUGGGUAAGUGAAAAGCCUAUCUGACAAUAUGUAUUCUUUUGCUCUUGAACAAUGAUUGGUCAGUGGAAAUGAUAACCAGGGGUUUUCAA